AUGCAAUUUCCGUCUGGUUAUCAGCAAAAAUAUUUGAAAAGAUCUGCAGAAGAAUUAGAUGGACCCGGAGAAUACGGUGAUACCGGACCCAAGCUUCAAUGCGGCGGAGGAGGUGGAGGUGGUGGGGGAGGAGGCGGAGGCGGGACCGGGACCGGGAGUGGCGGAACACCCGGAAACGCAUCCCGGCCGAAAGAGAGUUUAACGAAAUUUUCAGUUGAAAUAGUGCAACAAUUGGAAUUCACGACUUCUGCGGCCAAUUCUCAACCCCAGCAAAUAUCGACGAAUGUGACGGUUAAAGCCUUAACGAACGCCAGUGUUAAAAGUGAUAUGGGAGGAACGAGUUCGCCCAAAUCGACGGCGGACACACAAAACAAUUCGAAUCCAUCGAAUCAAUCCCAACGGACUUCCAAUUGCGUGGACAUUGGUAAUUUGAUUGAGUGCAAACAAGAACCGGACAGUGAGUUUGUGGAUUUGGAACAGUGUGCCGCGGCUUUGGAAAAAGACGCUCAGAAUAACGGUGCGAGUUUUCCCGGAUUUUCGGAGUUUAUCGGUGACGAAGGCGGCGACGAAAUCAUCACUUCAGAUGCUUUUAAAGAUCUCAUUUCUGAAAUAUCAGAUUUUCAUCCGGAAUUUAUGAAGGAUUUUGAUUUUGACGAGCACAAACCAAAUAUAAACGCUCUGACGCACGGUUUAAACGAAAAUCAAAACGGGGGUCACAAUGUGGUCACAUCGAUCACGACGACAAAUCAAAUGAAAGUCGAAACGGACAGUAAGGAAGGCAUUCAAAUUCAUCAGCAACAUUUGAUUGACGUUAAUAAGAACGCCGGAAACAACAACGUACAAUAUACUACGGGUCAAUACGAUCCGAACGGAAUGGGAAAAUCGAGAAUCCCUUCGUACAGUAGCCUGGAAUUUGGAAAGACGGAACUCAGUCCGGCUGCUCAAACGUUGAAACAAAUGGCGGAACAACACCAGCACAAGACGCAGUUGGGAAUGAGUUUUCCCGGAAAUAGAAAUCCAAGAUCUCCAUACGGUGAUUACCAAUUCAAUUCGAAUAGUGAUUACAUAAACAGUCCGAGUUCGACGAACACUCCUCCAAGUUCGGGACAGUUUAUUAAUAAAAACAUUCCCCCUCCUAGUUCUCAAAAUUUUAGCAAUCAAAGCCAAAGUUCGAAUAAUGCAGGAAAUGGACAGUCGUUACCAGACGUGAAACAAGAAGUGAUGUUUAGUGCAACUCAAACUCAAAACUUUCAGACGGGUAAUAAUAACAUUGAAAUGCAGAAAAGAAUGCAGGCGGCAGCAGCAGCAGCAGCAGCCAUGCACCAGCAGCAAAUGAGCAAUCAAACGCAAAGUCCGCAAGGUCCGAAAACUCCGACUAAUCCGUCGAUGAUGGGAAAUUACAAGCAACAAUACUCGCCGUACGGAAGCCCCGGAGGUCACGGUAGCCCCGGGUACAACAUACCGAGGGGUCAAGGUUCGAGCGGUCCUUUUGUUCCCGGCUCGACGCCUUCGAGACCUCCAUCAGUUCCCGCUAAUUCGGCAACUCUGCAAAUGAGUCAGGCUCAACAGAUGCAAAUCAAUCAGCAGACUUCUGGACAACAAAUUCAGCCGUUUCGAAUUUUUAUAGUUGGCAAACGUGCCGAACGUAUACCGAACGAGAAAUUUUAA
Molecule: messenger RNA, 1668 nt
Organism: Pediculus humanus corporis (human body louse)
Lineage: Eukaryota; Metazoa; Arthropoda; Insecta; Psocodea; Pediculidae
Exons: 3
Coding region: 1-1668 (555 amino acids)
Source: RefSeq, a predicted model, not a curated record